Messenger RNA from Sciurus carolinensis (gray squirrel), 1784 nucleotides. RefSeq names its product peptidase, mitochondrial processing subunit beta (gene Pmpcb). Lineage: Eukaryota; Metazoa; Chordata; Mammalia; Rodentia; Sciuridae. Gene Ontology annotation, molecular function: metalloendopeptidase activity; metal ion binding. The record is from RefSeq and is a predicted model, not a curated record. The transcript has 13 exons. The coding region runs from base 24 to 1496 and encodes 490 amino acids. Gene Ontology annotation, cellular component: mitochondrion.
UCUCCGACUUGCCCUCAGUGGAGAUGGCGGCAGCAACGGCGGCCCGAGCGGUGAUGUUACCGAUAGCGAGGCGGCGGUUAUGGAGUUUCACCCAGAGGCUCCUGGUCCGAGGCGCCGCCGGGAGGUCAUUGCAUUUUGGAGGGACUAGAUUGAGAAGUACACAGGCUGCUACACAAAUUGUUCUGAAUGUUCCUGAAACACGAGUAACAUGUUUGGAAAAUGGACUUAGAGUGGCCUCUGAAGACUCUGGACUCUCAACAUGUACAGUUGGGCUCUGGAUUGAUGCUGGAAGUCGAUAUGAAAAUGAAAAGAAUAAUGGAACAGCUCACUUUCUGGAGCAUAUGGCUUUCAAGGGUACCAAAAAGAGAUCGCAAUUAGACCUGGAACUUGAGAUUGAAAAUAUGGGUGCUCAUCUCAAUGCCUAUACCUCCAGAGAACAGACUGUGUAUUAUGCCAAAGCAUUCUCUAAAGAUUUGCCAAGAGCUGUAGAAAUUCUUGCUGAUAUAAUACAAAAUAGCACAUUGGGAGAAGCAGAGAUUGAACGUGAGCGUGGUGUAAUCCUUAGAGAGAUGCAGGAAGUUGAAACCAAUUUACAAGAAGUUGUGUUUGAUUAUCUUCAUGCUACAGCUUAUCAGAAUACUGCACUUGGACGGACAAUUUUGGGACCAACGGAAAAUAUCAAAUCUAUAAAUCGUAAGGAUUUAGUGGAUUAUAUAACCACACAUUAUAAGGGGCCAAGAAUAGUGCUUGCUGCUGCUGGAGGUGUUUCCCAUGAUGAACUGCUUGAGUUAGCGAAGUUUCAUUUUGGUGACUCUUUAUACGCAAAUAAAGGAGAAGUGCCAGCCCUGCCUCCCUGCAAAUUCACAGGAAGUGAGAUUCGAGUGAGGGAUGACAAGAUGCCUUUGGCACACCUUGCAAUAGCUGUUGAAGCUGUUGGUUGGGCACAUCCAGAUACAAUCUGUCUCAUGGUUGCCAACACACUGAUUGGCAACUGGGAUCGCUCUUUUGGAGGAGGGAUGAACUUAUCUAGCAAGCUGGCCCAGCUCACUUGUCAUGGCAAUCUCUGCCAUAGCUUCCAGUCUUUCAAUACUUCCUACACAGAUACAGGGUUAUGGGGAAUCUAUAUGGUUUGUGAACCAGCCACAAUUGCAGACAUGCUACAUGCUGUUCAGCAAGAAUGGACGAGGCUCUGUACAAAUGUCACUGAGAGUGAAGUUGCACGAGCCAAAAAUCUUCUGAAAACAAACAUGUUGUUGCAGCUUGAUGGUUCCACUCCAAUUUGUGAAGAUAUUGGUAGGCAGAUGUUAUGCUAUAAUAGAAGAAUUCCCAUCCCUGAGCUUGAAGCAAGAAUUGAUGCUGUAAAUGCUAAGACAGUUCGAGAAGUAUGUACCAAAUAUAUUUAUGAUAAAAGCCCAGCUAUUGCUGCAGUUGGUCCCAUUGAGCGGCUACCAGAUUUUAACCAGAUUUGCAGUAACAUGUUCUGGCUUCGUGAUUAAAAAGUGCAUAAUUUAAUUAUUUUAAACAUAUUUAUAAAACUAAGAAUCUUCAUUUUAAACUAUCAAUCCCUAAAGGAAAAUACAAAAAUGAAAGUAUUUGGAAAUUUGAAAGAAGUCCUAUGUCAUACAAGACCACCACCCCGAUGAUCAUUUUAACAAUCUUUGUGCUCUGAAAAAUUAUUUUGGAAGGAGCACUUUGAUACCAUGAAUAUAAUUUUGAAAGUGAAAGUUUGUAUAGUAUUUUCAGUUUUAUUAUAAAAAUGCACACAAUAAAGAUUGUCAUUAUGU